Phalaenopsis equestris is the source of this 702-nucleotide messenger RNA. Its product is annotated as signal peptidase complex subunit 3B. The coding region runs from base 121 to 624 and encodes 167 amino acids. The record is from RefSeq and is a predicted model, not a curated record. Gene Ontology annotation, cellular component: signal peptidase complex; membrane. The transcript has 6 exons. NCBI's taxonomy places the organism in Eukaryota, Viridiplantae, Streptophyta, Magnoliopsida, Asparagales, Orchidaceae. Gene Ontology annotation, biological process: protein targeting to ER.
CGUUUGAUAAACUCAUCUUACAGUUCAGGAGUAGAUUUUCUUACCCUGAGAAGGAAAAAAUCUCUAGGGUUCUGCUAGUUGACCUGACGAGUGAAGAAGAAGCGGAGAACGAGGCAAGCGAUGCAUUCAUUCGGGCAGCGCGCGAACGCGAUCGUGACUUUCUCUUUGACGAUUGUUGCGGUGAUUUGUUCCCUCGCCUCUUUCUCAGAUAAUUUCAACACUCCCUCUCCAACCGCCGAGAUUGAGGUUUCAAAUUUUAAUUGGUUUCAAAAGCAGCGAAAUGGAAAUGAUGAGGUUAGCUUGACGUUGAACAUAUCAGCAGAUCUGCAAUCUUUGUUCACUUGGAACACCAAACAGGUGUUCGUUUUUUUAGCUGCCGAAUAUGAAACCUCCGAAAAUGCCCUGAACCAGAUCUCGCUUUGGGAUGCAAUAAUCCCCACAAAAGAACAUGCAAAGUUCUGGAUUCACACUUCCAACAAAUAUCGUUUUAUUGACCAGGGGAGCAAUCUAAGGGGAAAAGAGUACAAUCUGACGCUGCAUUGGCAUGUGAUGCCUAAGACGGGCAAAAUGUUUGCUGAUAAAAUAGUCAAGACUGGUUAUCGUCUUCCUGAAGAAUACAGAUAGAUUAUACAGGGUUUCUACGUCUUCUAGAUUUAUUUUCUCGUAUAAUUCACAUUUAACUUUAUAAAACCGAGUUAUUUU